Thecamonas trahens ATCC 50062 is the source of this 1276-nucleotide messenger RNA. RefSeq lists its product as uncharacterized. NCBI's taxonomy places the organism in Eukaryota, Apusomonadida, Apusomonadidae. The transcript has a single exon. The record is from RefSeq and is a predicted model, not a curated record. The coding region runs from base 1 to 1245 and encodes 414 amino acids.
AUGCCCGGCCCGUCGGAAACGCCGGGCAGGUGCCGCGAGCGGGUCGGCAUGGCGACGGUGACGGAGGCAGAGGUGGCUGCAUGCGCAGCGUGUGAUGUUGCGCUUCCUGUACAGCCACCGCCGCCGUCGUUCUGCCCGCGUCAUGCCGCUUUCUGCGCCGCUUGCCUCCCCAUCGCCCUCGCCGCCAAGCUUCCGCCGCCGUCGGUUCUGGCCGGCCUCGCCGCGCCGCCGCCGGUCACCUGUCUGGCUGUGGACCAGGAGACGGGCGCGCUCUGCGCCACGGUCUGCCCACCGGCAGCCGCGCCGGGCUUUCUCCCGCCGCGGAUCGCUGCGGCCUACGCCCGCGCGCUCGCCCGCCGUGAGCUGGCUUCCGCUGCGGGGCAGCUUGUCGCUGCUCCGCGCUCCGAGGCCCUCGUCGAGUGCCGCCAGGCCCGUUGCCGCGCCGCCUGGAUCGUCGCCGUUCCCGAUGCUGGGAUAGGCGCCGGCGCCGUCGAGUGCCGGACGCCGUGUCCCGGUUGCGCCGUCGACAUCACCGUGGUGCGCAACGAGUCGGAUGGCCCGCUCCACCAGGACGUGCCCGCCAUCGCCGCGCCAUCGCUUGUUGCCGCCGCCCACAACGUCGCCUCGCGCCUCUGGCUCUGGCUCUUUACCCGCCCGUGUCCGCAAUGCGGCAUUGCACUCUCGCGCGCUGCAGGCUGCCGCUACAUCGCCUGCACCCAGUGCCGCUGCGAGGUCUGCUUCGCCUGCGGCCAAGAGUUCCACGCCGUCAAGACCACGUGGUGCUGGCAGGGCCUCGACACGCCCUGGCAUGCCUGGAUCCGGAGCCAGGUCCAGCAAGCUGUUACUGUCGUCGCUUUUCACGCCCUCCUUGCUGCUUGCCUCACCGUCGGCGCCCAGCUUGCGCCCAUGGUCCCGGUUCCAGCUAUCGCUCUUCCGCGCCUCUCUGCCGUCACGCCUUUCCAAGCCCUCCCCGCCCUUCCGGCGCUACCGGCUUGGUUCACCCUCCCGCACAUUCCGGUCGUCACACCAGCCGUCCGCACCGUCGCCGGCGCGCUGAUCCGGCUCUUGGUUCGCGCUGCGCAUGCCUCCGCCGCCGCCGCCCGCUCCGUUGCCUACAUCAUCACCCUGCCGUCGGCACUCCUCAUCGCAGCCUUUCGCCGGAUGAUCUCCUCGACCGCCGCCGUUGUUGUCUCGUGCCGGCCAGUCCACGCCCUUGUCCGCGCUGUCCUCCCGCCGGUCAUCUAACCUCCAUCCGCCGCUCUCGGCGCGAGUUCUG